AUUAAAUCGCAGCGAAGUUUGGCUUUCUGCCCCCUCAGUGGCAGUGCUAGUCUUUGGGCCAUCGUCAUGCUUGUGUUAUAUUGGAUAUCGCUAGUCUUGGCCAGUCUCUACGGCGGCAAUAGUGCGAGUAACUCUACGAACAUCGACUUUUCGCAGUACGCGGUCGUGCAGUAUGCAACCAGCCAGCCGGACCUAUGCAGCGCAGUCAUGCAGUUUGAGUCUCAUGAUCGUCUGGGCAGCCAAGCCGAUAGAGUGUUUCUGUAUCCUUCGCACUGGGACCCAGCGAGCGAUUCUACGGAGGGCAGACUGCUGCUCAAAGCACAAACUGAGUAUCAUGUCAAGCUUCUACCCAUCGAAGUUCAGAUCCCAUCGAAUGGCCGGACAGAGAGCCACACCAAGCUUUUGAUGUUUAACAUGACACAGUACGACCGCAUCUUAUUUCUGGAUGCGGCUGGUCCGCAGAAUCUUGAUGAACUUUACUCGCUCCUUGAAAGCCCGAUCGCAAUGCCCCGCGCCUACUGGCUGGACUCCGAAUACCGCCAGCUCACCCCAUCCUUCAUGCUCGUGCAACCUUCGGAGAUAGAAUUCAAUCGCGUGUGGAAGGCAAUCCAGCAGGAUGACAAUGCCGAAUCCGACACAAAUGUCCUGAAUAACCUCUACCGUGACUCCGCGAUUGUCAUCCCGCACCGUCCGUACCACCUGCUGACCGGGGAGUUUCGAGCCAAAAACCACGCGAGUUAUCUGGGCAGUCCCCACGCGACCUGGGAUCCCGAUGUGAUCCUGCAGGACGCGAAGUAUCUGCAUUUCUCCGACGGGCCCGUGUCGAAGCCCUGGAUCAAGACCCCGGCGGCGGUGAUGGAAAAGGAACAACCGGAUUGUGAUGUUAAUACUGUGACGGGCGCGCUGGAUUGCCGGGCUCGUGACCUCUGGUUGGGAUUCUAUAAGGAUUUUGCGGAUAGACAAGAGGUAUGA
Messenger RNA from Aspergillus fijiensis CBS 313.89, 972 nucleotides. RefSeq names its product nucleotide-diphospho-sugar transferase. The record is from RefSeq and is a predicted model, not a curated record. Gene Ontology annotation, molecular function: glycosyltransferase activity. Lineage: Eukaryota; Fungi; Ascomycota; Eurotiomycetes; Eurotiales; Aspergillaceae. The transcript has 3 exons. Bases 67 to 972 code for a protein of 301 amino acids.